AUGGCGGAUACCGCGACUACAGCAUCGGCGGCGGCAGCCAGUGCAGCGAACGCCUCGACCGAUGCACCCCCUUUCCAGUUGGGCAAACCCCGCUUCCAGCAGACUUCCUUCUAUGGCCGCUUCAGGCACUUCUUGGAUAUCAUUGACCCUCGUACCCUCUUUGUCACCGAGAGACGUCUCCGGGAGGCUGUGCAGCUGCUGGAGGACUACAAGCAUGGGACCUUGCGCCCUGGGGUCACCAAUGAACAGCUCUGGAGUGCUCAGAAAAUCAAGCAGGCUAUUCUGCAUCCAGACACCAAUGAGAAGAUCUUCAUGCCCUUUAGGAUGUCAGGUUACAUUCCUUUCGGGACUCCAAUUGUGGUUGGUCUUCUGUUGCCCAAUCAGACGCUGGCGUCCACCGUUUUCUGGCAGUGGUUGAACCAGAGCCACAACGCUUGUGUCAACUAUGCAAACCGCAAUGCUACCAAGCCUUCCCCUGCAUCAAAGUUCAUCCAGGGCUACCUGGGAGCGGUCAUCAGUGCCGUCUCGAUUGCGGUGGGCCUUAAUGUCCUGGUGCAGAAAGCCAACAAGUUCACCCCCGCCACUCGCCUCCUGGUCCAGAGGUUUGUGCCGUUCCCUGCCGUAGCCAGUGCCAACAUCUGCAACGUGGUCCUGAUGCGGUACGGAGAACUGGAGGAGGGCAUUGACGUCCUGGACGGGGAUGGCAACCUCGUAGGCUCCUCCAAGAUCGCAGCCAGACACGCCCUGCUAGAGACGGCGCUGACCCGGGUGGUCCUCCCCAUGCCCAUCCUGGUGCUGCCCCCGAUCGUCAUGUCCAUGCUGGAGAAAACAGCUCUUCUGCAGGCGCGUCCCCGGCUGCUCCUCCCCGUGCAAAGCCUCGUGUGCCUGGCAGCCUUCGGCCUGGCCCUGCCGCUGGCCAUCAGCCUCUUCCCACAGAUGUCAGAGAUUGAAACAUCCCAGCUGGAGCCAGAGAUCGCCCGGGCCACCAGCAGCCGGACAGUGGUGUACAAUAAGGGGCUGUGAGUGGCACCGGCCAGCCUGGGGAUGGAGCGUCGGCUGGGCUGGGGGUGGGUGGGCAGGGAGAGCGUCUCCAGGGGUUACACCAGCAGGAAGAGGCACACAGACACCCCCCGGCCCUGGGCCACCCCACCCUGGGGGGUGUCUUCAGCCCACAGUGGUAGGAAAACUAACCCAUGCGUAUUUAACAUAGGGCAGAGGGAUUCCCACACAGUUCCUAUCAGAAUUAAUCAAGUGCAUUGCUGGGUCUUCCCUGGGGUUGCCACCACUCCGCUCAGCAUAAACCGAUGUGAGGCUGCAGAUUUGUAGAGCACCUACUGGGUAGAAUUAGCAUUCUUUUAUACUUUGUUUCCUUUUGAUUUUUAUUUUUGUAUCAAAAUCAAGUCUUAGCUUGGCUGCCCAGAAGUGAUGUUGGACAGGUGGGGGGAACAGGAGUAGGCCCCGGGUGGGGUGGGGUAUAGAUUUAGGAUUUGGAGGGAGGCAAGUGGUCUGCCCCAGGGGUGGGCCAGCAGGCUCGAGCUCCCAGUGGUCUUGGAGUCAGGCACUGAAGUUUCUGGAAGCUCCUCCAACAGCUGGCCCCAAGCGAGACCAUCCCGGCCAUCCACACAGCUGCCGCAGAGCCAGUCUCGGCCUGAAGCCUGUGACACUCUGGGGCUGGGGCCCACCUGCACGGAGCCCUGACUGAUGGGGGCUGGGUGAGAUGACUCCAACUGCAGGGGCCCAGAGGAACAAGACUGUGGAACUAGAGCCUGCACUUCGCCCGGCUGGAAGCUUCUCUGUGGUACAACAGGCUGAGGCCGUGCUGAGCUGGGCCCUGGGUGGGGGUAGAGGGGUGCUGGGUGCUGUUCAGGGAGCCCCUCCAAAACUGAGGCUGCCGCCCCUCCCCACCAUUUCCUGAAUCGGAGAGUCUCAUGGCUGAGAGUGUGCAGGCCUGAACUCCAGGCACUAUCUGAGAGGUGCACCAACGCCGGCGCCCCAUACUAUGUACACCAACCCCCAGCUCCCGUUCCAAUGGGUGGAGUGACACUGGAAAGCCCCCUCCCUUCUCUGUGCCUCCACACCCCACCUGGAACCAGAGGACGGGACGGAGGGAUCCCUGUGUUCCAUCGCCGCUGGCCUUCCCCACAGAUGCUAGCUCUCCGCGGUACUGCUUCAAUAUGGACGCCAGACGGGUGCAGGGGCAGGCCCAUUUGGGCAUGGCCAACUCUGACCUUGCCCUUCUGGACCAGACCCCACGUCCCCGCAGCCGCUGACCUCUGCCAAACACUUUGUCAUUGUGCAGGAAGAAGCAGAUGGGGUCGGGGUGGGGCCACACCACAGGCUACCGGUCACCCUGCACAGACACCCAGAGACCAGCACAGCUGCUCCCCUCGCCUUCCCUCCAUGGGUGCCCUGCAGAGGGAAGCUGGGCAUGAGGUGGGGAGGCGGGAGCAGGGCAGAGCCCCUCUCUGGGCCCCACCUGGGGUCAGGGGCCUUGAUGUACAGCCCCAGGAUUUCCCCUGCCCUGACUCAGGCGGGGGAGGGGGUGACUGGGACUUCAGCCCAAACGGUGAAUGGAUGCAAUUCAGGAAAAGGGGCUGGAGCAAAGUAAAGAGACCCCCACACCCCACACUCCCCCUCCUGCUCCCCCCACCCCCAGGGCAGGAGCCGGUUUGGUGCGGAAGGGUCUUGCAUAAACACUGACACCACCUGGGUGCCAAGAGCCAUGCCCCCGUCUCUACCAGCUAGGGCUGCGAAGGACCUCCCCUGGGAGACCCCCACUAUCCUGAGGAGCAGCCCACCCGCUCAUUGGGAAGGGGAGAUGGCAGAGCAAGCCUGGAGGGGUGGGACCUAGUCGGGGGAGGCGGGGGGCCGGGCAGGCCUGGCUCUUCUUUGGAACCACUCGAUGUAAGCUUGUGCCACCCACUUCAUGGGUUCUUGUCCUCGUGCACUUUACCUGGGGACCACAACUGCCCACUCCCGGGGGCCCAACUGAGCUGGGAGCCACUCCAUCCCCCUCUGCUGGCUCCUGUGGCUUCUGCUGUUCUGUCUUGUCCCCUGGAUGAUUUGUGAUCAUGCUCCCACAUGCAGUUUCAGGUGAGCUGGCGUGGCUCCUCCUGGGAGCGCCGGUUGACCAAGGAUCCUUAUAGCUCGGGCUGAUGGUGACGGGCCCACGGGCCACACUGCUAAGCUCAGGUCUGGCACAGAAAUCCCCAUGAAGAAAUUCCCAUCCAACAUUCACCUCCUGACUCUGAUGGGGCCAGAGGAAGGGAGGCCUGGGGGGUAGGAGGGGGGUGCUUGCGGGGAGAGACUAGCUUAUGACCAUGGAGGGGAUGGAGCCUGGGCCCAGGGAA
This is a messenger RNA of Echinops telfairi (small Madagascar hedgehog), 3350 nucleotides long. RefSeq names its product sideroflexin 5 (gene SFXN5). The transcript has 14 exons. Gene Ontology annotation, cellular component: mitochondrial inner membrane. Lineage: Eukaryota; Metazoa; Chordata; Mammalia; Afrosoricida; Tenrecidae. The record is from RefSeq and is a predicted model, not a curated record. Gene Ontology annotation, biological process: mitochondrial transmembrane transport; citrate transport; monoatomic ion transport. Gene Ontology annotation, molecular function: monoatomic ion transmembrane transporter activity; citrate transmembrane transporter activity. The coding region runs from base 1 to 1023 and encodes 340 amino acids.